Postia placenta MAD-698-R-SB12 is the source of this 1095-nucleotide messenger RNA. RefSeq lists its product as hypothetical. The record is from RefSeq and is a predicted model, not a curated record. Bases 1 to 1095 code for a protein of 364 amino acids. The transcript has 4 exons. Gene Ontology annotation, molecular function: hydrolase activity, acting on ester bonds. Lineage: Eukaryota; Fungi; Basidiomycota; Agaricomycetes; Polyporales; Adustoporiaceae.
AUGGCGCACGAUCUACACCCUCUCCCCGAUCCUUCUAUACUCGCGCAUAUCGUCGAUGUCCAUUGUCAUCCCACCGACUCCCCAACUCCACCGGAGGCGAUGACCGCCAUGUCUCACCGAAUGUGUGCAAUGGCCACGCGCGCAAGCGAUCAGCCUCUCGUGCGCAAGCUUGCAGAACAAUAUCCCGAUAGCGUUAUUCCAUGCUUUGGCUACCACCCCUGGUUCUACCACUGGAUCUCGCUCGCCCCGGCUUCCGCGGUCCCCUCCAAACGCUCACACUACGCCUCCCUCUUCCUCCCCUCCUCAAAACCACAGCACGCCGACGCCUUCGAGCGCCUCCUCCCCUUCCUCCCCGACCCCACCCCGCUCGAAACCGUCCUCGCCGGCCUCCGCGCGGACCUCACGGCCUUCCCGCACGCCAUGCUCGGCGAAGUCGGGCUCGACCGCGCCUGCCGCGUGCUGUACAAGCACCCCGUCGCCCCGCCCAGCCUCUCCCCGUUCACGAUACCCCUCGCGCACCAGGUCGCGAUCCUCGAGGCGCAGCUCGCACUCGCGGUCGAACUGCGUAGGAACGUAAGCCUGCACAGCGUCCAGGCACCCCAGGCCACCGCGGAGCUGCUCGCGCGCAUGAAGGCGCGCUUUGGGCACGCGUGGAUGGACAUCAGCGUGGACCUGCAUAGCUGCGGAUUGAGCCCGGAGGGCUGGCGCGACAUCGAGCGCACCCACCCAAACGUCUUUCUCUCGCUUUCAACGGGGAUCAACGCGCGUUCGCGCGGGCACAUUGCUCUGCUGCGCGCCGCAGCGCCAACCCGCCUUCUGGUCGAGUCGGACUUCCACGAUGUGCGCCUGAGCGCGCCGUAUACGUGGGAUAUGGUGUGCCGCAUUGCGGACGCACGCGGGUGGCGGGUUGAGCAGAGCGCGGCGGAGGUCGAGGAGGUGGGCGGCGAGGACAAAACACAAUGGGGCGUGGUGUGGCGGCUGGCAGAGAACUGGCGGAGUUUCGAGCGCGGUGGACAUAGGGAAGCACCGAGGACGAAGAAACGGGAUAAGAGGAAGCUGUUACUCGACGACAGCGAGGAGGAAGAGGACGAAUAA